UGACAGGAAACAGGUCUGGGGAGCAGGUCAGCACCCCCAGAGAGACUUAAAGAUGCCAUUUCCUGGGUCCCCCUGCAGACCUGCAGAACCAUAACUCCUUAGAGUGGGUCCUGAUCACCCCAGAGACCUGCAUGCCCAUUAAUGAUAAAAGUUCUCAUCUGGGUUCCUCCUAGGUCUCAUGGGAAUUUCAAGGAGUGCUGUCACCUGUGCCCUCCCCUGGGGAGCUGGGUGAGAGCAUCAUUGUUGUUUAAGUGAGGUGUUCAUGUGACUCUCAGGAGCUCCUUGUCGCUGACUGUCCUGUGACAAAGGACAAGAGACGGCAACUUUCUCAGCAUUUCUACGUCCUUCUGCCUGUCAGUUUGGAGGAAGCAGACGAAGGACCUGUGCCGAAGCCGUUGAAGGCACAUUCUCAUGAUGCAGACGUGAUUUCUCCCCAGAAAGUCUCCUGAGGAAACAACCCAGAGUAGGAGGAGGACGAGGACGAAAUGGCUACUUCUCAGGGACGGUUGACAUUCAGGGAUGUGGCCAUAGAUUUCUGUAAAGAGGAGUGGGAGUGCCUGCACCCGGCUGAGCGGAAACUGUACAUGGAAGUGAUGCUGGAGAACUACAGGAACCUGCGCUCCCUGGACCUGGUCACCUCUUUGGAGAGAAUGAAGGACACCUGGGAUGUAAAUAAAAAAAAGACAGUAUCCAUCCACCCAGCUAUGUCUUCUGAGGACACCUUGAACUUACUGACAAACCCAGGAAUAGAAGAUUCAUUCCACAAAAUGCUGCUGAGUAUGUGUAAUGAUGAGAGAAGCUAUCAAUUCAGUGAAUCUUGGAAAAACUUUAAACAAGGGUCAGAUCCUAAUAAGCAUCAGAAAUUGCAGUUUCGAGAGAACCAGCAUACACAUGGGAAAGACUUUCAUGAAAACUCAAAUCUUACACAUCAGAACAGUUAUAUUGUAGAGAAGCCAAACAAAUGCAGUGAAUAUGACAAGUCUUUGAACCAAUCUUUAUAUCUUACUGAACAUGAGAAUAUUUAUACUGGAGAGGAACCUUACAAGUGUAUCCCGUGUGGCAGAGUCUUUAGUCGAUUAUCCAGUUUAAACAGACAUAGGAAAACCCAUACUGGAGAGAAGCCUUACAAAUGUGAACACUGUGGCAAAGCCUUUACUAAACAUUCAACUCUCAUUGUACAUAGAAAAACCCAUACUGGAGAGAAGCCUUACAAAUGUGAACACUGUGGCAAAGCCUUUAUUAAACAUUCAGCUCUCAUGGUACAUAGGAGAAUCCAUACUGGAGAGAAGCCUUUCAAAUGUGAACACUGUGACAAAGCCUUUAUUAAACAUUCAGCUCUCAUGGUACAUAGGAGAAUCCAUACUGGAGAGAAGCCUUUCAAAUGUAGAGAAUGUGGUAAAGCCUUUACUCAGUGUUCACCUCUUGCUGCACAUAUGAGAAUUCAUACUGGAGAGAAGCCUUACAAAUGCAUGAGAGAAUUCAUACCGGAGAGGUCAUUACUCACCAUUUACAGUUUACUCAACAUGAAAGUUUAUAAUGGAGAGAAACCUUAA
This is a messenger RNA of Hipposideros armiger (great roundleaf bat), 1553 nucleotides long. Its product is annotated as zinc finger protein 525-like. The transcript has 7 exons. The record is from RefSeq and is a predicted model, not a curated record. The coding region runs from base 486 to 1553 and encodes 355 amino acids. Gene Ontology annotation, molecular function: DNA-binding transcription factor activity, RNA polymerase II-specific; RNA polymerase II cis-regulatory region sequence-specific DNA binding. Gene Ontology annotation, biological process: regulation of transcription by RNA polymerase II. NCBI's taxonomy places the organism in Eukaryota, Metazoa, Chordata, Mammalia, Chiroptera, Hipposideridae.